Toxotes jaculatrix (banded archerfish) is the source of this 3742-nucleotide messenger RNA. It is a transcript of the gene fhip2a, whose product is annotated as FHF complex subunit HOOK interacting protein 2. The transcript is spliced from 17 exons. The coding region runs from base 254 to 2491 and encodes 745 amino acids. Lineage: Eukaryota; Metazoa; Chordata; Actinopteri; Toxotidae. The record is from RefSeq and is a predicted model, not a curated record.
GGAAGUGCCACGGUGUCCAAAGUGAGCAUACGUUACUGUAGUCUGUAGACGUCUUGUUUACAGUGGUUGUGCCAGGCCUGUAAACUCCAGGGGCUAGCGGCGUGUUACGGUUUUAUUGCUUACAUUUAUUCUUUCGUUACAAGGGUCAUUAUAUGAAACCUCCAAUCUGGAUCGAGGCGGCAGCAACAGGAAGAAGAAGAUAGAGGAAUUCUCUAGGUCUUCUCGGGAGAAACUAGUCCAGUCGAAGAACAAAAUGUUCUCCAAAUUUACGUCCAUUCUCCAGCACGCUGUGGAAGCGCUUGCCCCGUCGCUGCCCUUGCAGGAGGACUUUGUCUAUCACUGGAAGGCCAUUACACAUUACUACAUUGAGACUUCUGAUGACAAAGCUCCAGUCACAGACACCAACAUCCCAUCCCACCUGGAACAGAUGCUGGACAUCCUGACCCAGGAGGAAGGGGAAAGGGAGUCUGGAGAGACAGGACCCUGCAUGGAAUAUCUCCUGCACCAUAAGAUCUUGGAGACUCUCUACACCUUGGGCAAGGCUGAUUGUCCUCCAGGGAUGAAGCAGCAGGUGCUGACUUUCUAUACAAAGCUGCUAGCACACAUACGUCAGCCUCUCCUGCCACACAUCAAUGUCCACAGACCUGUACAGAAACUGGUCCGUCUGUGUGGGGAGGUGUUGGCUGCUCCCACAGAAAAUGAGGAGAUUCAGUUCCUUUGUAUAGUCUGUGCCAAACUGAAGCAGGACCCAUACCUUGUCAACUUCUUCCUUGAGAACAAGUCAAAGAGACCUGAGACGAAGAGUCCUGACAGAGCAGAGAGGGUGAAGGAGAAUGUUUUGGCUCCAGACACUGGUCAGUCUCUGGCAGAGGAACAGGGUAACUGCUCAGAGGAGCCACAGGCUGCUUCCGCCGCCGGCGCCUCCACCUCUAGUCCAACCACCAACAACAAUAACAGCAGCAAUUACAAUCUUGUCACCUCCCUGCUCAACCUCACAAAGAGCCCUGAUGGCAGAAUAGUGGUGAAGGCAUGUGAGGGCCUGAUGCUGCUCGUCAGUUUACCAGAGCCUGCUGCUGCCAAGUGUUUAACUGAAAACACUGAGCUCUGUGAGCUCCUGACUGACAGGCUUGUCUCCUUCUAUAAAGCCCUGCCACAGUCCAUGGAUCCCUUGGACAUUGAGACAGUAGAGUCGGUCAACUGGGGCCUGGACGUGUAUAACCUAAAGGAGGACGCUGCUGUCUUCACAGGGAAGAGGGCUCUCAUCUCCUUCCUAUCCUGGCUAGAUUACUGCGACCAGCUCAUCAAGGAGGCUCACAAGUCAGCAGCUGCAGUGAUGGCAAAAGCAGUGAGAGAAAGAUUCUUUGUGUCUGUGAUGGAACCACAGCUUAUGCAGACGUCUGAGGUGGGCAUCCUGACCUCCACCGCCCUGCUAAACAGGAUCAUCAGACAGGUGACAUCAGAGGCUCUGCUGCAGGAGAUGGUUUACUUCCUGCUGGGGGAGGAGAGAGGGCCAGAGACUCCAGCUACUGUCGCUCAGAAUCCACUCAGACACCGACUCAUCGAGCACUGCGACCACCUGUCAGACGAGAUCAGCAUCAUGACUCUGCGACUAUUCGAGCAGCUGAUCCAGAAGCCCAACCAACACAUCCUCCACAGCUUGGUGCUGCGUAGCCUGGAGGAGAGGAACUACCUGGAGAACAAACCGCAAGAGGAGCGGGAGCCCCUGGAGAAUGGCCAGCCCCACGAUGCCGUAGACCUUGAGGAGGAUCCGCUGUUCGUUGACGACCUCUCUCCAGACAGCAGGCUGUCUGGUUCUGAUUGGCUCAGCUCCUCACCACCACAGAGUCCUGACCACUCGAAGUCUGAUGGGAAGACAGAGGUCCACAAGAUUGUCAACAGUUUCCUGUGUCUGGUGCCUGAUGAGGCCAAGUCAUCGUAUCAAGUUGAAGGCACAGGCUAUGACACCUACCUCAGAGAUGCACACCGACAGUUCAGGGACUACUGUGGGGUCUGCCAGCGGUGGGACUGGAGGGGGAAUCCAAAGCCGUUUGAGAAGUGUAACUUGGACACCCCGUUCUUCGAGGGCCACUUCCUCAAGGUUCUCUUCGACAGGAUGGGUCGUAUCUUAGAUCAGCCCUACGACGUAAACCUGCAGGUGACCGCUGUACUGUCCAAGCUGUCCUUGUUACCACACCCCCACUUGCACGAGUACCUCCUGGACCCUUAUAUCAGCCUGGCCCCUGGCUGCAGGUCUCUGUUCUCUGUCAUCGUCAGGGUGGUGGGAGAUCUCAUGUUGAGGAUUCAUCGCAUCCCAGACUUCACGCCCAAACUGCUGCUCGUGAGGAAGAGAUUAUUAGGUCUAGAGCCAGAGGGCAUCAAUGUCGACCACAUGACUCUGCUGGAGGGGGUGAUUGUGCUGGAGGAGUUCUGCAAAGAGCUGGCAGCCAUCGCCUUCGUCAAAUACCACGCAGCUGCCUCCUCCUCGCCGUAAAACUCUUUCCUGCUGUCCAUCCAUCUGCCUCUGCGAAGGCAGACAGGUCAGGAUAAAACUGGGCCUUUUUGGGGUGUGGUGGCACCGGUGGCACAGGGUCGGCAAAACAUUACCGCUAACUGCUCAUCCCGACAAGACUGUUAAAGUCCACACGGACGGGUUUCAUCUCUCCCCUUCUUCUGGCCUCUCGGGCUCCACCAUGAAAAGUCUUUGGUCUUGUUUUUGAGCAGGUCAGAGCGCAGACACUGCCCAGCCAGCAGGGGAAAUAAGAGGAGGAGGAUAGAGGCUGAGAUGCAGGGAGAUGUUAACUGGACUCUUUUCAGCCUCUGCAUUUUCUCUCACUGACCUCCACCCCCCCCCCACACACACACCCCCAGCCCCACCCCUUUCAUCUUUCUUUCUCACCAGCCAAAAGAUGAUAGCCCUGUAAUUAUUAUGUCAAGGAGAAAAGAUGUUUGUGUAUUUAUUUGCUGUCCCAUCGUCACCCAUUUGUAAUCGUCAUUGCCUUAGUGUGGUAUCACACCUUUCAGUUACAGAAAAUUGUUUCCUUUUGAAACAUUUUUUUUUUAUCUUAACCCCUCACGUGUUUGUCUGUUUGAAGACAAGAGGCUGUAGAGAAAAAUGCCCACUACCUUCAACCCUUAUAUGUACCUGUACUUACAUAAAUACUGAACUGCAGUAUCUACUGCAACUCACCUUUAAAUGCCAAGUCCUCUUAUUUAUUUGUUUGCUUUCAGGUUGCCUUUUUAACUAAUGUCGUAUUAAGAUAAAAAUGAGUCUAAAACAGUCAAAGUUAUGACUGACUAAGCAGACGCUAUUUACUUUGUUUUCCUCGUCUUUCCUCCAUUUGUCUUUAAGUGCUUGUGCUGUCAAAGCUCAUCUGCAAUCACCGUCACCCAAAGAUGUCACCAUCCAUCACCGUUUGUUCAGUGAAAUGGUGAAUUUCAGCAAGUUAUGUGAAUUUGCACAUGGACCUCAUUGCAUUGCACUUGUUACAUUCUUCAGUUUUAUUUCAUGCUUUUUUUUUUGUUUCUUUUUUUUUUGGACUUUUAGGAAAUGUCAGAUUGGCAUUUGCGGAAAGAAAGACUCAGUGUUGCGUUUUUCACACACCAGUGUUUGCUUUAUAGAUACUCGGUAUUAUUGUUCUUACACCCUUAUCCACAAGAGAAAAAAAAAACAAAGAUUAGAAGAAAAGUAUGAAAAGGAAACAUUUUUGCGUAUCACACGUAGUAGUUUGGAAACCACUGGCCA